Molecule: messenger RNA, 243 nt
Organism: Gongylonema pulchrum
Lineage: Eukaryota; Metazoa; Nematoda; Chromadorea; Rhabditida; Gongylonematidae
Source: the annotation of a GenBank genome assembly
AUGGAUGUGAGGCAGACAACACUGAAAUCAACACAUCCUCGUCCAGCGCUUACCGAACAGUCAUCACAGGAUGAAAGGAAGAAGCCACAUCGAGAUGUGGAGCAAAAACGACUUCUGAUUAGGUUCCAAGACCAGGCUGGUCCAAGUGAAAGGCCGGGAGCACCGAGCACCCAGGAGCUCGAAAAAGGCAAGCAUUGGAGUUCAGUUCUAGUAAAAUUAUCAGCUUGUUUGUCAACUAUCUAG